GAAACUUGGAGGAGGUGGAUGUUACUGUCAGUCAUUGACGCUUUUUUUUUUUCUCUCUCUCUCUUUGACAUUAAAAACUCAAAGGAACGCUUAUAUUCCUUGCACCACUGACUCUCCUGCAACUUACUAUUCACUACCACUGGAAGACUAGUGGCAUCUACAGUAUAAGAGUGCAGAACACGACCAACAUAACUCUUAACAUGCAAGUGUUUUAGGCUGCUGCUGAUCACAACAGCUGACUAAAAGACCUCUCGACACCCGUGUGGGCUGUUGAUGACCACACUGACCUACCAAUAGACCUUUCAACAUACACGUGUGAAGGCCUGCUAACAACCACACAGCAGCUGAUCAACAGACUUUUCAAUAUCCUUGCGUGUUGGACUGCUGAUUACAACACAGCAGCUGACCAACAGACCUCUCAACAUCCAUGUGUGGCGAGCUGCUGAUGACCACACAGCAAUUAAGAUAAUGGAGACCUUCUAGAAGGGUACACCAGACCAGACGCUUGGGUUAUACAUCCGUGAAGACAGCAAAGACACCAAGAUUCUGUAUCAGUUCCGAUGGAAGAAAUGAAGGAAAGUGCUAAACUACAUAAAGCUUCUAUCUCUGUCUCUAUUUCAGGUAAAGAACUUGAAAUAAAGGAGAUACUAGAACGACAGAAACUCAUUCCAAGAAAGACAAAUAAGAGGGGAAAAAAAUGUCUCUCUCUAGAAGAUAGUAAAUGCAGUCAUAAUACUGGUCAUAAAGUGGAUAAAUAUACGAAAGAAGAUAUUUCCUCUCGUUUGAAAGAUGCGACUAAAAAUGAUAUUAAAGAGUCAGACAACAAUGGAAAAAGACCUGUUGUAAAAGAAAGAAAGGAAUGUGCCAAUGAACAUCAAAACUCUACCUUUGCCUCUAUCUCACAGCCAGACCAAAUGAUGCAGAUGCUAAAACGGCAGGAACAAAGGCUAAAGAAGACGAGACAUGUACAAAGUGAUUGUAAGAAGAAAACAUAUGUUAUUCCAGAGGACAAUAAAUGCAAUCCCAAUACUGUACAUAUAGUAGAUAAAAAUAAGAAGAUAGAUAUUUCUUCCGUUUCGAAUGACAGCAACAAUACUGUUGUGUCUGAUACCAUUAUAAAUAAUCGUAGAGGAUCAGACAACAGUGCAGGGUCUAGUACAUGGCAGAGAGGUUCCCAAUGGAGUGGCCAGACGAGGUACUAUGGGGGCCACACAAUUACUAUACGUUCAAGCAAUAAGAUCACAACUGCACCUUCAAUCAUUGUCAAGAAUUGCUCCUGUUGUGGGAAGAGGUUCCUGAAUAACAUAAAUGAGAAUAACAAGGCACUGUGCAUCAUAUGUGAACAUGACGUUCAUGAAGAGGGCAUUUACUUCUGCCAUCAUUGUGACCUUAACUUUGAUGAUGAAAGCGAUCUGUUACGGCACUGGGAACUUCAUCUGGAUAUCCCAGUAUGGAGGUGCUUCAGAUGUAAGCGUAGGUUCCUAGAUGAGGGCAAGCUAAAGAACCACUGCUGCCUCACACCUAGCAAACCUGAAGAUGAAAAAAAUAAACAAGAUUUUUUUGCCUUUUUCUCGCAUGAAUUCAGAAAUCAGGAAUAAAAAAGCAGAAUUUUCCUGCUAGUAACAUUGAUGUAAAUCACUUGUUCUUAGUAAUAUUGCUAUUACUGUACUUCAUGAAAAUCUUGUAUUAUUACUUUUUAACUAAUAUUAAUAUAACCCCAAAGUGAUGUAUUUAAUCUUAUAUAUCUUAGCACCUUACAUAGUUUAUCACUUGCUACUGAGUGUAAAUGCACAUUUUUAAGUCUUCUGAGUAUAUACGCUGUAUGACCCUGGUAGGCAUAUAGGCUUUGACUUAGAGGAGGAUUUUUUCAAAUUAAUGUUUUACUCAGAAUGUCAAAUUUUGUAUUAUUUUAUUUAGCAGAAAUCCUGGUUUCCCUUUUUUUUAUUAUAAAAUUUAUAUCUACAAAUAUUUUAUUGCAUCAUUUGGUUUACUGUUAAUUACAUUAUUUAUUAAUGCAAUGUUAUGUUCUUAGUAAGGAAAGCCAUUAAUGGAUAAUGUCAAAUCUUUGGGUACAGAAACCAGUAAAUAUUGAAGCAGCUGUUAUCAGAAAGUCAGUUUUUUUUUUUGACGUUUUACUUAUAAAUAAUAUUAAAGCCAUUAUUCAAUGUUUUCAAUUUCCUUGAUAAUGAUGUAUAUGGAUAUUUUAGUUAGUGACAUCAAAUUAUUAUUAUUAUUAUAAUCAAACGCUGUAUAGCCCUUGUGGCUUAGCGCUUCUUUUUGAUUAUAAUAAUAAUAUUAUAAUCAAAAAGAAGCGCUAAGUCACAAGGGCUAUACAGCGCUGCAGGGCAGGAAGGAAGCGAGGGCAUCAGGUGGCAAAAGGGAGGUGGAUGAGUAAGGACAAAAAUGUUUGGAGUAUGUGAUGAAAUAAUGGUAUGCUUUAUUUUUAUAUUAAAGGUUAAGAAUAUUCCACACAUUUCUGUUAUUUAAUCAUACAAGCAACAGGAAUUUAAUUAUCUUUAUUAUUAUUAUUAUAAUCAAAACAAAGCACUGAACCCACUAGGGUCAUACAGCUAUAAUGUUCUUAAAAUUCUUUAUGUUUAAUAUUAUUGCAAAAGUUUGUUAUGCUUAUUAUUCCGAAUAAUCUUUGAUGUAUAACCAAAAAUAUCUCCUAAAAUUGAACAAAGUAUUGUUUAUGUACAAACAAGUGAUCAUCAACCCUCGAACUAGUUUUAUAUUUGUUCCUCUCACUCUAAAAUGCCCAAUAUUUUUCUGUUAUACAGAAAAGUAGAAUUGAUUAAAUAUAAGGGCAAGAUAUUGCAGUAGUAUUAUAGUGUCAUCACACUGGGCUGCAUGCACUGGCUUCUCUAAUCAGAAUUAGUAUAACUCAGAGGAAAGGACUCUUUCCUACAAAUGAUUAUGAACAGUUCCUUAAGUAUACAUGAUGAAUAUGUAUACAGUGGUACCUUUACCUUGACUUACGAGUUUAAUUCGUUCUGUGACCAAGCCCAUAACUCAAUUUGCUCAUAUAUCGAAUCAGUUUUCCUCAUUGUAAUUAAAUGAAAUGCGAUUAAUCUGUUCCAGCCCAAAAAAAACCACCCCAAUUUUAUUGUUAUGGGUUUUUAAAUAAGAAAAAUGUAUUUGUUAUUAACACAUCGGCCGAUUCCCACCAAGGCAGGGUGACCCGAAAAAGAAAAAUUUUCAUCAUUCACUCCACUGUCUUGCCAGAGGGGUGCUUUACACUACAGUUAUAAAACUGCAACAUUAACACCCCUCCUUCAGGGUGCAGACACUGUACUUCCCAUCUCCAGGACUCAAGUCCGGCCUACUGGUUUCCUUGAAUCCCUUCAUAAAUGUUACUUUGCUCACACUCCAACAGCAUGUCAAGUAUUGAAAACCAUUUGUCUCCAUUCAAUCCUAUCAAAUACGCUCACGCAUGCUUGCUGGAAGUCCAAACCCCCGCACACAAAACCUCCUUUACCCCCUCCCUCCAAACCCUUCCUAGGCCGACCCCUACCCCGCCUUCCCUCCACUACAGAUUUAUACACUCGAAGUCAUUCUGUUUUGUUCCAUUCUCUCUACAUGUCCGAACCACCUCAACAACCCGUCCUCAGCCCUCUGGAUAAUAGUUUUGGUAAUCCCACACCUUCUCCUAAUUUCCAAACUACAAAUUCUCUGCAUUAUAUUCACACCACACAUUGCCCUCAGACAUGACAUCUCCACUGCCUCCAGCCUCCUCCUCAUUGCAACAUUCAUCACCCAUGCUUCACACCCAUACAAGAGUGUUGGUACAACUAUACUCUCAUACAUUCCCCUCUUUGCUUCCACAGACAAAGUUCUUGGUCUUCACAGACUCCUAAGUGCACCACUCACCCUUUUUUCCUCAUCAAUUUUAUGAUUCACCUCAUCCUUCAUAGGCCCAUCUGCUGACACAUCCACUCCUAAAUAUCUGAAUAUAUUCACCUCCAUACUCUCUCCCUCCAAUCUGAUAUCUAAUCUUUCAUCACCUAAUCUUUUUGUUGUCCUCAUCACCUUACUCUUUCCUAUAUUCACUUUUAAUUUUCUUCUUUUACAUACCCUACCAAAUUCAUCCACCAACCUCUGCAGCUUCUCUUCAGAAUCUCCCAAAAGCAGUGUCAUCAGCAAAGAGCUAAUGUCACAACUCCCACUUUGUGUUAGAUUCUUUAUCUUUUAACUCCACACCUCUUGCCAAGACCCUCGCAUUCACUUCUUUUACAACCCUAUCUAUAAAUAUAUUGAACAACCAUGGUGACAUCACGCAUCCCUGUCUAAGGCCUACUUUUACUGGGAAAUAAUCUCCCUCUCUCCUACAUACUCUAACCUGAGCCUCACUAUCCUCGUAAAAGCUCUUCACUGCUUUCAGUAACCUACCUCCUAUACCAUACACCUGCAACAUCUGCCACAUUGCCCCCCUAUCCACCGUCAUAUGCCUUUUCCAAAUUCAUAAAUGCCACAAAAACCUCUUUAGCCUUAUUUAAAUACUGUUCACCUAUGUUUUGCUGUAAACACUUGGUCUACACAUCCCCUACCUUCCCUAAAGCCUCCUUGUUCAUCUGCUAUCCUACUCUCUGUCUUACUCUUAAUUUUUCAGUAAUAAGCUCUACCAUACACUCUACCAGGUACACUCAACAGACUUAUUUCCCUAUCAUUUUUGCACUCUCUUUUAUCCCCUUUGCCUUUAUACAAAGGAACUAUGCAUGCUCUCUGCCAAAUAAGAAAUUAUUUUUGCCCUUUUCACCAGGUCCCAGCAUUGUUUUAGAAAUGCUGGAGUAUAUAUGAAACUCCUUGAAGCACACUGUAAGACGAGUGUCGCUCUGUUGCUGACAGUGCAGCACUGGAGUUAAUUUGAUGAUCAUGCACUGCCUUGGCUUUAUUUUUCACUGUUACACAAACAUGUCUAUCUGUUUGCUUCUAUCUGUUUCUAUUUGUCUGUCUGUCUAACUCUAUGUUUAUCUCUGUCUCUGCUUAUCUGUCUUUCUGUCUUCCUGUCUCUCUACUUGGCUGUUUCAAAGAGAAAGCCGCUCAUGAACCAACAGGUAUUACACACGAUACAGAGUUGUCAUGUAUGAUUCCUGAACAAAUGAAAAUGUGUAUUACUUGCCAGUCAUGCUUAUUAUGCCUUAUAUCUACAAGCAUAGUAUAGCACUGGAUAGUAUAGUCUGGAUUUUUUGGGUUAUCCUAGGUAAUUUACACUAUGUAUAACUGUAGUAUUUAUGUGUACCUGUGAGAGACAGAGACAGGCAGACACACAGAUAGACAGAGACAGAUAGAUACAGACAGACAGGAGAUAGACAGAGCCAAGCAAAUCAGCCAGCCAGCCAGCUGGCCACCCAACCAGCUGGCCUGCCGAACAUGUAUUACACGUUCCAGAAUUGUUUCUCUUUACUUAGGGCAUACUUUAUAGAACAUUCUGGCAGGAUGACACUACCAGUGGUAUCAAAACUGAAAGUAUGUUACACAUUGAUUAUUCUUGAGGUUUUUGAUAUUUCCUCUCUCCUACGAGCGGCGGCAUGUCUGAAGCUCACUUGUAACUUGGAUUUUGGUUUGCAACUCAAAGCAAAAAAUCGUAACUUGGAAAACUCGUAAGUUGGGGCACUCAUAAGUCAAGGUACCACUGUACUGUACUGAAAAAGUAA
Cherax quadricarinatus is the source of this 5654-nucleotide messenger RNA. RefSeq names its product zinc finger protein 394-like. NCBI's taxonomy places the organism in Eukaryota, Metazoa, Arthropoda, Malacostraca, Decapoda, Parastacidae. The record is from RefSeq and is a predicted model, not a curated record.